Messenger RNA from Mesorhabditis belari, 1065 nucleotides. NCBI's taxonomy places the organism in Eukaryota, Metazoa, Nematoda, Chromadorea, Rhabditida, Rhabditidae. The record is from the annotation of a GenBank genome assembly.
AUGUUUCGCACGGAUAACCAAGAAAAUUUCCCGUGGAAACAAGUCUUCAAAAGAUGCCACUCUGUCGAUUUACUGAAUUUGGAGAAGGUUUGUAAACGAUUCCAUCAACUGAUUUCAUUGAACAACCUCUUUUGGAAAGACCUUUGUGCAAGAGAUGGAGUUGAAAUUCCUCCAAAUCACAUCACCGACUCACCCAACGAGCAAAAGCAAACUUUCAACUAUCGUUACCUUUACCAUUUUGCAUCGAAAGGUCAUGUAAAUCCAUAUGGCCCAAACAUUAUCGCCGACUUACCGAUCAACGCAAAACAGGCUGAGGAAUGUACAUUGGAAGAGCCUCCAAUUGGGUACGACUUGAAAAAAGGACCCGCAAAGUGUCUAGCGACAUCGAAUUCUUGGGGAUGGAGGCUUAUUAUGGUGAAUCUCGAGAAAUGCGGCAUUGAGCCAUGGAUACUCGAUGACGUUCGACCGACGAUAAUCGUAACGGAAAAGCACGCUCCUCGAUCCGAUUGUGGGGCAAUUUACAUGUUUGGAGCUGAAAUGGCAGAAAGUGAAGAAAAACUCCUUGAGAAACUUCGAUUUCCAACCGAAAAUGGAGCGCUUAUUGAACGCAAAUAUGCACAAAAAGCUGAUGAACCAACUCAACCCAACAAUCGAAUCAUUGUCACCUUACACGAAAUCGUUUUCGACCGAAUUGACACCAAUAAAUGUAAACACGGAACCGUAUUCAAAUUGAUUGGAUAUCAGCCACCUGCAACGGUGAAAUACUGGAGUGGUGUAACGCGAGAUCGAAUCGAUGAGUUCAAAAAAAAUUACGAGGCACUCAACAGUUUGGAUCAUCCGAAUCUGAUCAAAUUCAUGAAAUGUGUCGAAUCCUCUACAGAUCCUCAAGAAAGAUUUGCUGUUGUCACUGAAUAUUACGAGAGAGGCACUCUGUCGAAUUGCUACUUACACGGGGAUAUCAAUCCUGGAAACAUUUUCAUUACAAAAGAUUGGUCGAUAAAAAAAGCUCUAUUCUUGAUGGUCUUGAAGAAGAACCAAGAUUUGAUGCAGAUCAAGUGGAAUUGG